Lichtheimia ornata is the source of this 1188-nucleotide messenger RNA. Its product is annotated as S-methyl-5-thioribose-1-phosphate isomerase. The record is from RefSeq and is a predicted model, not a curated record. NCBI's taxonomy places the organism in Eukaryota, Fungi, Mucoromycota, Mucoromycetes, Mucorales, Lichtheimiaceae. Gene Ontology annotation, molecular function: S-methyl-5-thioribose-1-phosphate isomerase activity. The transcript has 4 exons. The coding region runs from base 1 to 1188 and encodes 395 amino acids.
AUGAAAAGAUCUGGUUGGGUGAUGGAUGUUGUUGCACAUCAUUUUCUUCACCCACCCACAUACAUAACCAUGUCAAAAACACUCGAGGCGAUCAAGUACACAAGCGGCAAUUUGCAAAUCUUGAAUCAGUUGGCCCUUCCACACGACACUAUCUUUGAACCUGUUAUCAAUGUCCAAGAUGGUCAUGCCGCCAUCAAGACCAUGAAGACUCGUGGUGCUCCUGCUAUUGCCAUUGUGGCCGCCUUAUCACUUGCUGUCGACGUCAACGCUCGUCGUUCCAAGAACGAGUUCAAAACAGUGGAUGAUGCUGUUCGCUUCUUACACGAGUCACUUGAGUACUUGAAAACAUCUCGGCCUACAGCUGUCAACUUGUUCGAUGCUGCUGCCAAGUUGGAUCAAUUGGUCAACACUGUUGCACGUGAUGCCACCGAACCCAAUGUUGUAGUGGAUGCCUAUAUUGCAGCUGCCGAGAAGAUGUUAGUGGAUGAUGUACAAGACAACAAGAACAUUGGCAAAUACGGUGCUGAAUAUAUCGUGGAGCAUGUCAAAGAUAAGAGCAACAUUAGUGUAUUAACGCAUUGCAACACUGGUUCAUUGGCUACUGCAGGAUGGGGCACAGCUCUCGGCAUUAUCCGUGACCUUCAUCACAAUGGCAAUCUCAAGCAUGCUUUUUGUACUGAAACUCGUCCUUACAACCAAGGUUCACGCCUCACCGCUUAUGAACUUGUCUAUGAAUCCAUCCCUGCUACUUUGAUUUGUGAUUCCAUGGCAUCCGCUCUUUUACGUCUCAACCCAAGUGUGCAAGCUAUCAUUGUUGGUGCUGAUCGGGUGGCAGCCAAUGGUGACACUGCUAAUAAGAUUGGCACCUAUCAACUCGCCAUCACUGCCAAGCAUCAUGGUAUCCUUUUCGUGGUAGCAGCUCCUUCUACUUCUAUUGAUCUUUCCAUGGCUAGCGGCAAGGAGAUUGUGAUUGAGGAACGACCUGCCAAGGAGUUAGUGACCACAACGGGUGUUUUGGAGGAUAAAUCAAGUGCAACUGUACGCACGGCUGCUGAAGGCAUUCAAGUCUGGAAUCCAAGCUUUGAUGUCACUCCAAGUGAAUUGAUCUCGGCUAUUGUCACUGAAAAAGGAGUCGCUGUCAAACAACCAGGUCAUACUGAGUUUGACCUUGCUGCUUUCCUUGCAUAG